This is a messenger RNA of Durusdinium trenchii, 1317 nucleotides long. Lineage: Eukaryota; Dinophyceae; Suessiales; Symbiodiniaceae. The record is from the annotation of a GenBank genome assembly.
AUGACUUGUACCAGGAAACCUUUGAUUGUGGUCUUGAACAAGUUGGAUGCCGUGGACCCUGCCAAUGCCACAAGCUGGGCAGAGGCCCUGUCUGCAGUGCCCGGCAUUUCGGCGAUUGUGGGCUACUCCAAGGAAAACUUGAGGAAAACUGACUUCAAAUCGCUGAAAGUUGGCAAAGAGUCCUUGAUUGAAGUCAGUCACCAAGUUUACGACUCCGUGGCCAAAGAUGCCAAGCAGACCAAGCAGGCGGCUUUGAUGCUUGAGCACUCGGACAUCGAGGAUUUGGCCUUCAUUGAGUCCAGGGACUUUACCGGUGCUCGCAAGGGAUAUGUCUUUGGAACUGGCCCACAGGGAACCGGCUUCUACCGAGACCGAGCGCAGCUGGCACAACCUUGGGCACAGCCGGCAGCACCGGUUGCGACCGAAGCGGAGGAAGAAGCUCCGGAGGAGGAGGUGAGUAAUGAGGUAGCCUCUGGGAGCAUCAUGCUUGGACUCAUUGGCCAUCCGAAUGUGGGGAAAUCCUCCAUGGUCAAUCACUUGAUGGGUGAGAAGGUGGUCAGCGUGAAAGCCACACCCGGGCAUACGAAAAUCCUACAGACUCUCAAGCUCAAUGAGACGACCUUCUUAUGUGAUUCGCCUGGAGUGGUCUUUCCAAGACUGGAAGUUCCACGAGAAGCACAGAUUGUUGGUAUGCUGGUACCCUUGGCCCAAGUUCGCGAACCUUUCUCUGCCAUCCGCUGGGUGAUGGAGCGAUCUUUACGGCCCAUGCCAGAUCUUUUGGGCCUCAAGCCUGUCCCUUUGAGACGUGUCCGAGAAUUCUUCGAUGCGGGACUUGAGACUCUUCAGCUCAACUUGGUUGAUGCAGAAGAUGAAAAUGAAGUUGUGCCGUGGUCGCCAAUGCUCUUGUGCGCACAGUUUGCUGCACAACGCGGCUUUGUGCAGAACGGCCGGCCUGAUUGCAUGAAAGCAGGGACAGAAAUCCUUGAGAGAGUUCUUCAAGGUCGUAUUGCCUACUGUGUCCCUCCCCCGACAGAUGCAUCUUGUCCCGAGCUGCCUGAAGAUGCCUGCGAUAGCGAUUGGAAGGCGUUCGAUGAAGACUUCGAGAGCGAGGAGGAGGAGGAGGAGAUUGGAGAUCGUGACCUUCUCGAGCUCUUUGGCCAAGAGGCCAGGGGCAUUGGUCGCUCGAGCAAGGCUGCAAUCAAAAGAUUCAAGCGCCGCCAGAAGCUUGCCGAGGUCGCUGGCGAAGCGGAUCCCGCUCGGACCUUGCGGCCUUUUGCUGGGCGGCUGAAGGAAGUGGAAUGUGCCACAAAAAGCUGA